CAUUCCCAAGGUUCACCUUUUCCAGUUUGGUCGCUUAGUUAACCCGCUCGCCACAGAAAGGUGGUGUUUCUUUCAGGCAGGGUAGAUAAUGCCUCCUGGUGAACAGCAUUCUUCGUUAUUUUCUGCCAAUGUUGACAUUUACAAUGGCGACUUUGUCAAUAAAAGAAACCAAAAUAUACAUUGUUAUUAUUGGAAGACAUCUGAAAAACCACGGGCACUCCUGAUCAUCAGCCAUGGCUUUACGGAGCACAGUAUGAUGUAUGAUUCCUUAGCUACAGAAAUGGCGAAGCGAGGAUUCUUCGUAUUUUCGCACGAUCAUGUUGGCCACGGGAAGAGCGAUGGCACUAGAGCUUUCAUGAAUGACAUGCAUGAUUUGGUCGAAGAUACUUUGAUGCAUAUUAAGUUUGUGAGAAAAGACUAUCCCGAUCUCCCACUUUUCAUGUGCGGGCACUCUUUGGGAGGAGCGGUAUCCUUAAAAACUGUCCUCCAUAAAGAAAUUCCUCUAGAUGGCAUCGUACUUAUAGCUCCAGCUUUAAAACCAAACCCAGAAACAGCUGGCCCUUGGAAGAUUGCUGCUACCAAGCUACUUAGCAAGUAUCUCCCACAUUUCCCCAUAGCAUUUACAGACUUCAGUUUGGCUUGCCAGAACGCGCAAAAAGUCAGCCAGAUGGACGCAGACCCAUUGAUGUUUCAUGGAUAUUGGAAAGUGCGGCCAGUAAACUGCUUACUCCAGUCCGGAGAGGAAAUUCUGAGAAAUUGCUCUGACGUAAAAACGCCAUUUCUGCUUCUUCACGGCACUAUGGAUAAAGUUUGUCACGUAUCUGGCGCAACGGAGUUGUUUGAAAAUACCUAUCCAGUCAAUGAACACAUUGAAAUUCUGAGAAAUUGCUCUGACGUAAAAACGCCAUUUCUGCUUCUUCACGGCACUAUGGAUAAAGUUUGUCACGUAUCUGGCGCAACGGAGUUGUUUGAAAAUACUAGUACCGAAGACAAGUCCUUGAAGUUAUAUCCAAACGGAUAUCACUGUCUUUUGCAUGAACCUGAUGAAAUCGCUAAUGAUGUAUUUCACCGAACUGUACAAUGGCUGGAUUCAAGAGUGCAGUGACGGAUGGUGGAAACUUAGCUGGCGUCGUCUUUUAUUAAUGAUCAUUUGGAACAUUUGAAUUAUAUUCAUAGUAAUGCAUCGAUUGUUACCUAUUUUUACACUUCAUGAUAUGUUG
Uloborus diversus is the source of this 1220-nucleotide messenger RNA. RefSeq names its product monoglyceride lipase-like. The coding region runs from base 89 to 1105 and encodes 338 amino acids. The transcript is spliced from 9 exons. Gene Ontology annotation, cellular component: membrane. The record is from RefSeq and is a predicted model, not a curated record. Lineage: Eukaryota; Metazoa; Arthropoda; Arachnida; Araneae; Uloboridae. Gene Ontology annotation, molecular function: lipase activity.